Cajanus cajan (pigeon pea) is the source of this 1899-nucleotide messenger RNA. Lineage: Eukaryota; Viridiplantae; Streptophyta; Magnoliopsida; Fabales; Fabaceae. The record is from RefSeq and is a predicted model, not a curated record.
CAUUACCAACACUCUCUCUCUCUCGCAUUGCCUUUGUUUUUUCUGUUUGAUUCUUCGUUCCAAACACUACCCAUGGCCGGCGGAGGUUUCACCAAUGGCGGCGGAGGCGGCGAAUUCGAGGCCAAAAUUACUCCGAUCGUCAUCAUUUCAUGCAUCAUGGCUGCCACCGGAGGUCUCAUGUUCGGCUACGACGUCGGCGUUUCAGGUGGUGUGACGUCUAUGCCACCGUUCUUGAAGAAGUUUUUUCCAUCGGUAUACAGAAAGACAGUGUUAGAGAAAGGACUAGACAGUAAUUACUGCAAAUACGACAACCAAGGAUUGCAGCUUUUCACGUCGUCACUGUACCUUGCUGGUUUGACUUCAACCUUUUUCGCCUCCUACACGACGCGUAGGUUAGGGAGAAGACUUACCAUGUUAAUUGCUGGCUUUUUCUUCAUCGGUGGUGUUGUGUUUAAUGCUGCUGCUCAAGACCUUGCCAUGCUCAUCGUUGGGAGGCUCUUACUUGGUUGUGGAGUUGGCUUUGCUAAUCAGGCCGUACCAGUGUUCCUUUCUGAGAUCGCACCUUCAAGAAUUCGUGGAGCAUUGAAUAUACUGUUCCAGCUCAAUGUCACAAUUGGCAUUCUAUUUGCUAACCUUGUUAACUACGGCACCAACAAAAUCAAAGGAGGGUGGGGUUGGAGGCUAUCUCUGGGGUUGGCGGGUAUCCCAGCAGUUCUACUCACCUUGGGAGCCUUGUUUGUGGUUGACACCCCCAACAGUCUCAUCGAACGUGGACGCUUAGAAGAAGGAAAAGCGGUCCUCAAAAAAAUUCGUGGCACUGACAACGUUGAACCUGAGUUUUUGGAACUCGUCGAGGCAAGUCGUGUGGCCCAAGAGGUCAAACACCCCUUCAGGAAUCUUAUCAAGCGCAGAAACAGACCACAAAUUGUCAUUUCCAUUGCCCUCCAGAUAUUCCAACAAUUCACAGGCAUCAACGCUAUCAUGUUCUACGCCCCAGUGUUGUUCAACACGUUAGGCUUCAAGAACGAUGCAUCCCUCUAUUCUGCUGUGAUUACAGGGGCAGUCAAUGUUCUCUCCACUAUUGUCUCCAUCUACUCAGUGGACAAAGUGGGGCGUCGCAUGCUCUUGCUCGAAGCUGGCGUGCAGAUGUUCUUGUCUCAAGUGGUGAUAGCAAUCCUCUUGGGAAUAAAGGUGACGGACCACUCUAAUGAUCUCUCCAAGGGUUUUGCAAUUCUGGUGGUUGUUAUGGUGUGCAUUUUCGUGUCCGCGUUUGCAUGGUCAUGGGGUCCUCUAGGGUGGCUUAUUCCAAGUGAGACUUUUCCAUUGGAGACUCGUUCUGCUGGCCAGAGUGUCACCGUUUGUGUCAACUUGCUCUUUACAUUCGUCAUUGCACAGGCAUUCCUCUCCAUGCUGUGCCACUUCAAGUUUGGCAUCUUCUUGUUCUUCUCUGGCUGGGUCCUCAUCAUGUCUAUCUUCGUGGUUUUCCUCAUGCCCGAGACUAAGAAUAUCCCCAUUGAAGAAAUGACGGAGAGGGUGUGGAAGCAGCAUUGGUUCUGGAAGAGGUUUAUCGAUGAUGAGUAUGCUUAUGAUGAGAAAGUGGCCAAUGUUUCUAAUGGCUAUGAUCCAGCCUCCAGGUUGUAAGAUGAGUAUUUUAUUAGGGUUUAGAGUGAGUACGUGCUAAGUAAGAACGUGGGUUAGUUGCAGCUAAUUAAGCAAGUUCUUUUUAUUCCUAGGCCUGCAACAUUGUUAUGAGUUGAUCAAACAUUUAUUAUCCUGAUUUGCAAGCCAUAUAAGAUAGAUAAUUUUUUUUUCCCUUCGCUCGCUUUUCUUCUUGGAAAAAACUUGUUCCAUAAUCCAUACACUAAUUAUUUUUCUUUAUGUAUAAGAUUUUGAGUUUGA